Molecule: messenger RNA, 735 nt
Organism: Cyphomyrmex costatus
Lineage: Eukaryota; Metazoa; Arthropoda; Insecta; Hymenoptera; Formicidae
Exons: 2
Coding region: 80-661 (193 amino acids)
Source: RefSeq, a predicted model, not a curated record
ACUAGUUAGUAGUUACACGGUUUAAUUCUAAGAGUGUACAUCGAGUUUGUCGACCGUCCGUGUAAAAACGAUCAUAGAGAUGGCCUGGCUGAAAAUCUUAUCUUAUUACAUUCUAUACACUAUAAUAGUUGUCACUGCACAGUACUACAUGGACGACUACAAUGAUUUUGAUUUUUAUGAAGAUUUAUCAACACAUCGCUCAAAAAGUUUCAAUAAAGAAUACAACAGUGUCGGGCAAGAUGAUUUUUAUGUUGCAAACGAUUUCGAUGACACAGACAGUCAGGACGGCACAUAUCCUAGUUCAAAUUACGCUGUUUUUAGAAACAGUAUCGAUUCGUUUGAGAGGGAUUCUUUCGAUAAGCAGUUUAACUGGCACAAACUGUCUGAGAAAGUUUACAGAUAUACCAAAUAUCGAAUUCCCGGAUACGAUUACGACGAAUUUGAUUACAUACGUUCGGGGAAGAUUAAAGAAUGCGAUGAUAGAUCGGUUUGGACGCAUUGUCUUUGCCAAUUCACAUGCUCGAAGCCGGAUAAAGUGGACUGUUACACACCGUGCAGAAGCGGAUGCGAGUGUAAAGAAAAGUACGUUUUUGAUGAGAAAGCACAAAGAUGUCUGUUACCCGAGGAAUGUUCGACGGAAGACUACAAUUACAAUUACUAAAUUUUAUAUUAUGUUCUCAUUCUUAAUAUUCAUUAAAUUACUCUUCAUCGCGAAUAAAGUUGACUGUGUACCCG